Messenger RNA from Aureococcus anophagefferens, 862 nucleotides. RefSeq lists its product as hypothetical. Lineage: Eukaryota; Pelagophyceae; Pelagomonadales; Pelagomonadaceae. Gene Ontology annotation, biological process: protein localization to membrane. Gene Ontology annotation, cellular component: membrane. The record is from RefSeq and is a predicted model, not a curated record. Bases 32 to 862 code for a protein of 276 amino acids. The transcript has 4 exons.
GUUUUCCGAUAGACGCGUUGCGCUAUCUUGGAUGAUGCUCGAUACUAUGCCGUGUCCACGUCUUGGGUGGAAGCUUCCGCUAUCGGAUCGUUCAUCAUCUGGACCAGGGAGUGAAGUCGCCGUAGGCAAACCGCGCACACUCCGACUGUCGCCGAGCAACAUGCUAAGCGCAGUUCUCUCCGCCUGGCCGAUGCGUGUCGUAACUCUACAAUUUAUGCUCGGUUUGACCAUGGUCAUUGCGACGGGGCCGCGUUACGCCGCACACGAACCACUGCAAGUGAUCGCGAAUAAGGUCGGUCCAUUCAAUAAUCCAUCGGAAACUUACGAGUACUACUCGUUGCCAUUUUGCUCACGAUCGAAAAAGAAGCGUCGUGAGGACUUUGGGGAGCGGCUUGUUGGCGAUCGUAAAAUCGUUUCACCCUACGAAGUGACUUUCCUUGAUAACGUUCCAUGGCGCCUUCUGUGUGAACAGUCUUUUUCGCGGUCUGAGCUUCAGAUGUUCACUAAGGCGAUAGAGAACGACUACUACUUCGAAAUGUUCGUCGAAGACCUUCCUAUGUGGGGUUAUGUUGGUGAAGUCGAGGGAGAGGAUGUUUUACUAGGACAUCUCGAGACAAUCAGGCGCUAUAUCUAUCCACACCUUCACUUUUCUAUCGGCUACAACGAGGACCAAGUGGUUUCUGUCAACGUGUCUACAAACCCUCAGCGCAAGGUAGACAUCACAGAGGAAUUCGAUGGUACAGAGGUUGCCUUCUCCUACAGUGUUGAAUGGGUGGCACGAUCUGAUCUCCAAUGGGGUGCACGCAUGUCACGCUAUCAUGAUUCUCGGUUUCUCCCUGGAACGUUCGAAAUCCACUGGUAG